AUGCGACGUCCAGACUGGUACCUGAACAAGGUGAAGCUGAAGAUCACGGAUGCUAACGACAACGUGCCCGAGUGGAGCAUGGAGCCGUACCCCUACCUGGCGGUGGUGGCCCCAGGAGCAGGGCCCAGGACCCUGGUGUACCAGCUGCAGGCCCGGGACGGGGACGAGGGCAAGAGCGGGGAGGUGGAGUACUUCCUUUCUGAUGGUGGGGAGGGCUGUUUCUCCGUGGACAAGCAGACGGGCCACGUGGUGACCACCGGCGUUCUGCUGCGGAGGAACGCCGAGUACCUGCUGAGCGUGGCGGCGGUGGACGGGCUAGGGGGCCGCAGCGUCUCCGCCGUGGUGUCGGUGGUGGCGGGGCCCCGGGCGCCGCAGUUCACCAACAGCACCUACGCCAUCUCCAUCCCCGAGAACACGCCGGAGGGACAGGCCUUCCUGGUGGUGUUGGCGCUCUCCUUCCAAAAGCAGCCCAUCAGCUACAGCCUGCUGAUCAAUCCCAGCAUCAACUUGGAGGGAGGCACGCUGGGCCUGUUUUCCCCGGGACCCACUGGAAAGAGCUGCUUUCUGCACUGCUUCACACGCGAGUGUCUCCAAGGUUUCCAUGCAGCCAGGUACCGCACAUUUGUCUCGGAGGGCGGGCCCAACACACUGGUUGCCACGGUGCUGGCCAAAGACCCAGAUGGGGACGGGAUUAUCUACUCCAUAACGGCAGGCAAUGAAGAGGGCAACUUCGUCAUUGACAGUCAGAAAGGCCUGAUCCGUCUCCGCUCCACGCCGCUGCCCCGGCUCCAGGGGCUGGAGUACGUCCUGAACGUAACGGCCACCGACGACAACGCGUCCAGGGGCCCGCAUGCGCUGGCUUCCACGGCCAGGGUCAUCGUGGGGGUUGACGACGUCAACAACAACAAACCCAUAUUCGACGAGUGUCAGCAGUACCGCGAGCGCGCCUCCGUGCUGGAGAACCAGCCAGCGGGGACGUUUGUGCUGCAAGCGCAGGCCACCGACGCGGACGAGGGAGCGAACGGGAAAGUCAAAUAUGGGCUAAUGCACCGAGACAGCGCGAUGCCUGCCUUCAGAGUCCACCCGGACACAGGAGUGAUCGUGACGGCGCGGCGCUUUGACAGGGAGCGCCAGAGGGAGUACUCCAUCACCCUCACGGCCACCGACUGGGCCGAGGAGCCGCUCAUCGGCAUCUGCCAGCUCAACGUCCAGAUCCUGGACCUCAACGACAACAGCCCCAAGUUUGAGAACCUGCGCUAUGAGUAUUUCCUCCGGGAAGACACCAUGAUCGGCACCAGCUUCCUGCGUGUCGCGGCCCACGACGAUGACUUUGGCACCAACGCCGCCAUAAGCUACUCCAUGUCCCUGGAGGAGCCCGAGUACCUGAGGGUCCAGCCGCUCACGGGCUGGGUGUACGUCAACCAGCCCAUAUCACAGAGGACCUACAUCACCAGGGAGGUGGUGGCCACGGACGGGGGGAACCGCAGCACGUCGGUGGAGCUGGCCGUCACCAUCACCAACGUCAAGAACCAGCCGCCGCGCUGGGAGAGCCCCAGCUACAACGUGGUGGUCCCCGAGAACACCGCCAGGGACACGCCCAUCGUGACCAUCAAGGCGACCUCCCAGCUGGGAGACCCGAGGGUGACGUACAACCUGGAGGACGGAAUGGUGCCGGAGACCAACAUGCCGGUACGCUUCUACCUCUCGCCCAACCGGGAAGACGGCUCUGCCUCCAUCCUGGUGUCGGAACCCCUGGAUUACGAGACCACCCCCCUUUUCUCUCUCCGGGUCCGGGCUCAGAACGUGGCGGCGGUGCCUCUCGCGGCGUUCACGACUGUUUACGUCAACGUGACAGACGUGAACGACAACGUGCCGUUCUUCACCUCCUCCGUCUACGAAGCCUCGGUCACGGAGGGAGCGCAGAUCGGCACCCCGGUGCUCCAGGUGUCCUCGCACGACAAGGAUCUGGGACUCAACGGCCAGAUCACCUACUCUCUGCUGAGCGACAGCACUGGGGACCAUGAGCUGUUCCGCAUGGACCCCGCCCUGGGAACCAUCUACACCGAGGCGGUGUUCGACCGCGAGGCGCGCAGCUCCUACCUCCUGGAGGUCCAGUCCGAGGACGGCCAGGAGUCGGCCAGGCCCGGCAAGAACAAACAGCCCAACUCAGACACGGCUUACGUGAGGGUGUUCAUCAGCGACGUCAACGACAACAAACCGGUGUUCGCCCAGCGGCUGUACGAAGUGGGCGUGGACGAGAAUGCAGACGUGGGGCUGGCCAUCGUGACCGUCAGCGCUAACGACGAGGACGAUGGGGCGAACGCCAAGCUGCGCUACCAGAUCACCUCGGGGAACACGGGGGGCGUCUUCGACAUGGAGCCGGAGGUGGGCACUGUGUUCAUCGCCCAGCCGCUGGACUACGAGCUGCAGAAGAGGUACAAGCUGCUGGUGCUGGCCUCCGAUGGGCGCUGGGAGGACUACGCGGCGGUGGUGGUCAACGUGGUCAACAAGAACGACGAGGCGCCCGUCUUCUCCAUGAACGAGUACUACGGCUCGGUCACCGAGGAGCUGGACGGCUCCCCCGUGUUCGUGCUGCAGGUGACUGCCACUGACCCGGACAAGGACGCAGACCAGGGAGCCAUCCGCUACUCCAUCCACGGCCAGGGCGCUGAAUCCCACUUUGUGAUCAACGACAUCACAGGGGAGAUGUACGCCCAGCGCACCAUGAACCGCGAGGAGCGCGCCGUCUGGCGCUUUGUCGUCAUGGCGACGGACGAGGAGGGAGAGGGCCUCACGGGCUUCACCGACGUCAUCAUCAACAUUUGGGACAUCAACGACAGCGCGCCCGCCUUCUCCUGCGCCCCCGACGCCUGCCUGGGCACCGUGGCGGAGAACUCCCCGCCCGGGAGCUUCGUCAUGGAGAUGACCGCCGUGGACCUGGACGACGCGGCGGUGGGCCAGAACGCCAUCCUCUCCUACCGCCUCGCCAGGAACUCGCGCGCGGCGGGCGGCGCCGACCUCUUCGCCAUGGACUCCAGCACGGGCACCAUCUCGGUGGCGGCGGAGGGGCUGGACUGGGAGGCGGCCGAGUCGCACCUGCUGAUCGCCGAGGCCCGGGACGGCGGGGGCAUGGUCGGCACGGCGACCGCCACCAUCGCGGUGACGGACCUGAACGACCACGUGCCGCGCUUCGCCGACGGCCGCUGCGGCGGGCGCGUGUCGGAGGCCGGCGAGCCCGACGCCGCCGUGCUGGAGCUGAGGGCGGUGGACCCGGACGGCGGCGCCCACGGGCGGCUGACCUUCACGGUGGUGGCGGGCGACCCCGAGCAGCGGUUCCACGUGGUGGGCCGCCGGGGCGAGCAGACGGCCACGCUGCGGCUGAGGAAGAGGCUGGACUACGAGGCACCCGGCGAGCGGAGGUUCAACCUCACCGUCAGGGUGGAGGACUCAGAGUUCUCCAGCGCCGUCCACUGCGUGGUGCAGGUGGACGACGCCAACGACAACGCGCCCGCCUUCACCCCCGACCGCCACCCGCCCUCGCCGCUGUCCGAGGACGUCGCCGUGGGGACCAGCGUCCUGCAGGUGACGGCGCGCGACGCCGACUCCGGGCCGAACGGCGACAUCACGUACAGCAUCCUCGCCGAGUCCGACCCGGAAGGACGUUUCUCCGUCAGCCAGACGGGGCUGGUCACGGUGGCCAGGCCGCUGGACCGGGAGGCGGCGGCGGCUUAUGAGCUGGUCGUCAUGGCAACUGACCGGGGCAGCCCGGCGCUGACCGGCAGCGUCGCGCUCCACCUGCCGCUGCUGGACGUGAAUGACAACGGCCCCGAGCUGGAGGCGGCCUACGCGCCCAUUCUCUGGGAGAACAGCCCGCCCCCGCAGGUGGUCUGGCUGAACCAGAGCUCCACGCUGCUGCGCGUCGUGGACAGGGACUCUGCGGCCCACGGGGGGCCCUUCUCCCUGUCCCUGCCGCCGCCCUUCACGCCCGAGUUUCACCUGCAGGACCACGGGAACGGCAGCGGCACGCUCACCGCCCUGCGGAGCUUCGACCGCGAGCGGCAGAGGGAGUUUAAUCUGCCGGUGAUCAUGAGCGACAGCGGCCGUCCGUCAAUCACAGCCACCAGCACCCUGACCAUCACCAUCGGCGACCAGAAUGAUAAUGCCCACCAGGCAGGGGAGAAGGAUGUGUUCAUGCACAGCCGAAAGGGAAGGUUCCCUGCUGCAUUAGGUAAAGUGUAUGCCCCGGAUCCAGAUGAAUGGGACAACAAGACCUACACAUUGGCGUCAAGUGCCAGCAAGUACUUCACUCUGAACCAGAGUUCGGGGGCGCUGACCGUCCGACAGAACGCGCCAGCUGGCAGUUACUGGCUGAGGGUGGCCGUGUCGGACGGCGUGUGGCCUGAUGUGAUGUCAGAGGUCAGGGUUCACGUCCGGGAUUUGGAGGACAAGGCCAUCCGCUCCUCUGCGUCCCUGCGGCUGACUGGCGUCACAGCCAGAGAGUUUAUCGAUUCCCGUGUCACGGGGAAGAGUCGGCUGGAGAUAUUCUGGGACUUCCUGUCCAAAUCCCUGUCCGUCAGACCCGGGAGAGUCAACAUCUUCGGCAUCGUGGACGGAGGCGAGGCAAAGACGGUGGACCUGCACUUCUCCGUGCUGACGGACAGCGGCUACGUGCGUCCUGAGAAGCUGCAUGGCAUCCUCUCGGCUCACAAGAAGAAGCUGCAGUCCAUGCUGAGAGCCAACCUCAGCCAGGUGGAGGUGGACAGGUGUGCGGCGCGCGCCGACUGCAAGGCGGCGGGCGGCUGCUCCACGCGGCUCAGCGUGGACGACACGCCCACCCUGGUGGACGCCGGCGGGGGCUUCUCCCUGGCGUCCGUGACCCUGGUCACCGCGGCCACGUGCGGCUGCUCGGCACGCGACCUGCUCCGCCGGCCCUGCUCCUCCCUACUACCCGGGGAGCCCCUGCCUGCACGGGGGCACCUGCCUCGACACGCAGGACGGCUACAGGAUUCAUUUUCCCUUUCAUCCGACACGGUUUCCCGAGUGUCCUCCAGCACUAUCUCUACUGUCUCACAUUGGUGUGUUUCUUAUUCUCCCCUUCUGUUUUCCCUCCCUCUUUUUUUCUUUAUUUUUCUUCGUCCUCUCUCACCGAUCGAUAUCAGAUGCCCCCCGGGACACCUGACUAAAGAUGGCGCCGCCGGCAAGGCGUGCGUCUACACGCUGUGCGCGAGCCGACCUUGCCGCCACGGCACCUGCGUCCCGCACUCACCCUCCCGCUACUCGUGCCAGUGUGCGGAGGGCUACCGGGGGCGCCACUGCGAGCAGACGCCGUCCAUGUCGCACAACCCGGACGGCAGCAGCCUCAGUAUCAGCUCCAUGUUCGCCAUCUGCAUCUGCAUCCUGGCCUUCUUAGUGUUGAUGCUGGGCCUGUUCAUGUACUCGUGCUGGAGACGGCACAAGGGCCUGGAGGAGGGGGUGUUCCACGUGUCUGCGCACCACGGGGAGUGGGAGGACAUCCGGGAAAACGUGCUUAACUACGACGAGGAAGGUGGCGGCGAGCAGGAUCAGAAUGCCUUUAACAUGGUGGAGCUGCAGCGCUCUCUGCAGCCCAGUCCGGCCCAGUCCCUGAGGUACAGCUACCCACAAUGCAUUAUCUCCUACCCGCAGACCAAGCCCUCGCUGGACGGCGGUUGCCGGAGCGCCAUGCCCAACGGCAGCGGCAGCGCGGCCAUCGCCCUGCGGCUGGCCGUGCCGCCCUCCGAGACGCAGGCCCUGCCCUCCCCCCUCACCUUUAGGCGCUCGGGCCACAGCCUGUCCUUCUCCAGCCAGGACCUGGCCCGCUACCUGUGCGAGGUCAUCCGGGACAUGGAGCAACCGGGCGGGGCCGCCGGCGGCGGCGGCGGCGGGGACCAUCAUGUAGCGGGAGCCAUGACAACGCCGCGCCGCAAGGACCGCGGCCUGGUGUCCGUGCGCUCCCUCAGCUCCCUGAGCGACGGCCAGGGAGCGGCGGCGGCGGAGGAGGAGGAGGUGGAGGGGUCCUCGGAGGGCGGGGCCGCCGCGGGGGCCCGGGGCGGGGCCAAGCAGCAGCAGAGCCUGGGCAAGCUGGACAGGUUCAAGACCCUGAGGGCCGUGGUGGGGGAGCUGAGGGGAGGGGCCGCCGAGGGGCCCGGCCGCUGCAGGAGCCCCGGGGGCCCCAAGGAGAAGCAGAGGGAGAGCAGAGCGCAGCCGAACUGUGAAAAGAGCGGCUGAGAGGGAGGCGGGAGGAUGUGCCAAAGGCUAUGUUAAUCAAGGCGCCGCCAGUCGAGGCGGAGCGCGGGGAUGAUGGAGUGCGAGGCUUGACACUGAGAACGCCAGGCUGCCAUGGAUGAAUGUCAAGUCUGCCAUUAUUGUACUUUAUCGAUAAACCUGACCAGGAACUCUUUAUAUGAAGUGUUUACCCAUGAAGGAUCUGGUGUGAUGUAUUGUUUACUUGGCACUGCACUGUACAGUAUGUAAUCCACAGGAAGCACAUUCCUGAGAUUCUAAACAAAAUGUCUGGUUUACAGAAGAAAUGUCUGGCAUUGAGUGCGAAAUGUAUUUCCCUUAAGAUGUUUUCUUUGUUGUAAACAAUCAAUAUGAUGAAACCAUUUCUGUGAUGAUAUUGUUUCAUUUGUAAAUCUCUAUUUCAUUGAAUGAAAUAAAUGAAUAUCUUUGAUAA
Molecule: messenger RNA, 6694 nt
Organism: Gadus macrocephalus (Pacific cod)
Lineage: Eukaryota; Metazoa; Chordata; Actinopteri; Gadiformes; Gadidae
Product: neural-cadherin-like
Biological process (GO): homophilic cell-cell adhesion
Cellular component (GO): plasma membrane; cell-cell junction
Molecular function (GO): calcium ion binding
Source: RefSeq, a predicted model, not a curated record